Eutrema salsugineum is the source of this 1044-nucleotide messenger RNA. RefSeq names its product UMP-CMP kinase 3. The transcript has 10 exons. Gene Ontology annotation, biological process: CDP biosynthetic process; 'de novo' pyrimidine nucleobase biosynthetic process; UDP biosynthetic process. The coding region runs from base 113 to 742 and encodes 209 amino acids. The record is from RefSeq and is a predicted model, not a curated record. Gene Ontology annotation, molecular function: ATP binding; UMP kinase activity. Gene Ontology annotation, cellular component: nucleus; cytoplasm. NCBI's taxonomy places the organism in Eukaryota, Viridiplantae, Streptophyta, Magnoliopsida, Brassicales, Brassicaceae.
UGCAUAUUUAUAUAGCUUGCCUCUCCUUCCUCAUUUCUCACUUUUCAGCGUUGAACCAAUUUCUCCGUGUUCCCUUUGCUUCAGGUAAUAUUUGAACGAAUUGCUUAGUAUCAUGGGAUCAGUUGUUGAUGCUGCAAACAAGGAGGUAAAUGGAACCGCAAGUGGGAAGAAACCCACAGUUAUUUUUGUCCUGGGUGGUCCAGGAAGUGGAAAAGGUACCCAAUGUGCCUAUAUUGUCGAGCAUUUUGGCUACACACAUCUGAGUGCUGGAGACCUUCUUAGGGCUGAAAUUAAAUCAGGUUCUGAAAAUGGAACUAUGAUCCAGAAUAUGAUUAAAGAGGGGAAGAUUGUACCUUCUGAGGUUACAAUCAAGCUUCUGCAGAAAGCAAUUCAGGAUAACGGGAAUGACAAAUUCCUCAUUGAUGGUUUCCCUCGCAAUGAGGAAAACCGAGCAGCAUUUGAAAAAGUUACUGAGAUUGAACCGAAGUUUGUCUUGUUCUUUGAUUGUCCUGAGGAAGAGAUGGAGAGGCGUUUGUUGGGCCGAAACCAGGGGAGAGAAGAUGACAAUAUUGAGACUAUAAGGAAGCGAUUCAAGGUGUUUCUUGAAUCUAGCUUACCAGUGAUUCAGUAUUAUGAAGCUAAGGGGAAAGUUAGGAAGAUUCAUGCCGCAAAGCCCAUUGAAGAUGUAUUUCAGGAGGUGAAGGCAGUCUUUUCUCCUGAUGCUGAGAAGGUUGAAGCCUAGGCAGCAGCAGCAGCAGCGUAAAGAGAUACCCGAUAAAUUGAUCAGGUAGCUGAGCGUUGCAUCUUUACCAGGAAGUAUAUGCUUGGCCGUAUUUUUUCCUAUAUAACCAUAUGAUUACUGUUGUUAUUAUUAUACACCGUUUACCUAUUCUAUAAUUUUUGUUUUGUUGUUUUUUUUUAAUACAUUUUUUGUACCUGAUGUGAUUGUGAUUGGUACUUUUGCCUGCCAAAUCCGCGAUUGGCUUACUGUAAUUUCAUAAAUUUGAAUUCAUGGGAUUUUAAUAUUAGUCGUUUAUUUAUCUC